This is a messenger RNA of Trichoplax adhaerens, 1521 nucleotides long. RefSeq lists its product as uncharacterized. Gene Ontology annotation, molecular function: protein kinase activity; ATP binding. The transcript has 16 exons. Gene Ontology annotation, biological process: protein phosphorylation. NCBI's taxonomy places the organism in Eukaryota, Metazoa, Placozoa, Uniplacotomia, Trichoplacea, Trichoplacidae. The record is from RefSeq and is a predicted model, not a curated record. Bases 1 to 1521 code for a protein of 506 amino acids.
AUGGUGCAGCUUAUGGAGGUAUUGAAUAGUUUGGCCAACAUCGAUUACUGUAAUGCUAUUUCGGACAUGAAAACUAUCAAUGAAGGUUUUCUCCAUCGUAGGGGCAGGAAAAUGUUCCACAAACAUGUCGACAAAAGAUUUGAAAAUGAAGCGAAACGUCAAAGUCUAAGAAAAAAAUCGCGUCAAAGUUAUCAACUGCCUCCUCCUAAGCCUCCAGCAAAGACUGUUCCGCCCAUUAGUCGAGUAUUUCGACAUCGACAGACCGAUUUAAGAGCUCAUUCUGUUAGCUUCAAAGGGCAAAGUUAUGAGAAUAGUAUCCUUUAUACCGCUUCUGCAGUUGUCAAUAGUCCAAUAUAUAACAAGAACACCAAUAGGUCCUAUUUCGAACAGUGUUUUGAUAUCGAAAAGCAAUUAGGAUCUGGCUCCUUUGGAGAGGUCUUCCAAGUUAAAAAUAAAGAAGAUGGUCAAUCUUAUGCCGUAAAGGUAUCUCGCGAAAAAUUUCGUAACAAUGCAGACAGGCAAGUUAAAGCUAUAUAUUCAAACAGAACUCUGCGCAAUGAGGGAUUAAAACACCUACACGAUUUUGGCUCUGUACAUAUGGAUAUAAAGCCUGCCAAUAUAUUUGUAUCUAAGGAUCUAGUUUGUAAAUUAGGAGACUUUGGACUGAUGAAUGAAUCAGAUUGCCAGGAAGGCGACUCAAAAUAUCUUGCGCCAGAGGUUUUACAGGGAAGUUUUGGAAAACCAGCCGAUAUAUUUAGUGUAGGAAUUACCACGUUCGAGUUAGCGUGUGAUGUUGAAUUGCCAUCAAGGGGCGAAGGGUGGCACCAAUUAAGAAGUGGAGAAUUGCCUGAAGAAUUUACUAAAGACAUUUCUUCCGAGCUAAAGUUGUUGAUCAUGUCUAUGAUCGAUCCUAUACCUAACAAAAGAAUCACCGUUGAUCAGCUGCUAGCUCAUGAAUAUCUGAAACAGCUAAGGAAUGAGCGUUUGCACAACCAAAAUUCUCAUGGGCAUAGACUAGAGUUACGUCUUGAAGGAGUAAAAGCCAUGGAUGAAAUUGAUGAUAAGCCAAUCAGUAGCACACCACAAACUGAAAAACCGAACAGCAUUGGCAAUUCGUAUCUAUACGAUAAAGAUAUAUCAGACGAUGAAUCUUUAUCAGAUAAUUGUAAAUCAUUGCGGUUAAAUCCUUUUACAAGUUUGAAACGAUCUCUGGAUGAUGAGUGGGAUAAUGACGAUAUUUCAUCGUCACCAGCAAAGUUAAAUUUUAACGCAAGAACUGAUAUUACUCCUGCGAAUCUGCCCUUUCCGAAUCCAUCAGUGGGCGACCUAAGCUGUAGGCUAAAUUUUGAUCAUGUACUAGAAUCAGUUCCUACUCCUAAUCAACGUAGCAAAGUUAAAGAAAGAUCAUACACACCGCACUCGGUCGGUAAUAAAAACCUAAAAGAAAGAUUUCAGUGUGUCGUUGAACCGAAAAACUUAUUAGAGGUAUUUGAGGAUGUCGCAAUAUCUGAUCGUCGUUAA